Molecule: messenger RNA, 2079 nt
Organism: Kwoniella shivajii
Lineage: Eukaryota; Fungi; Basidiomycota; Tremellomycetes; Tremellales; Cryptococcaceae
Exons: 4
Coding region: 1-2079 (692 amino acids)
Source: RefSeq, a predicted model, not a curated record
AUGGUAUCGAAUCUGUCACUCUCUGAGAUCCAAACAAAUGCGGAAAAGCUGUUCAAUCCGAAUUUCAAACUUCCGCGAAAAACCAGAACACCCAUUCCUCCUUCUUUAUCGUGGAGUAAACUCCCUCCUCCAGCAGCGGAAAUUGAUGAACGGCCAACCGCUCGCCUUAGAAGAUUUAAGAAAUGGAAAGACGUUGUUCCGGAAUUAAGGUUGGUCAUCCUUGAUCCCAAGAAACGGAUUCACCUUAGACGAUAUCAAUCAUAUGCGGUACCCGCAACUAUGUUUUCGCAGAGACGCAAGGUCUUGCCUAUACCUUUGUUUCGAUGCACAAGACCGGGUCUACUCAAUGCAGAUGUUCAAGUAAAAGAAUGGUCAUGGUCUACUCCUGUGAAAGCCAAGACAUCUUCGGCGAAGACUGUCAUUCACGAUACGCCAACGGAGCCUUCAUUUCCUCAAAGACAAGAGAUGAAGUUUACCCUUUCAUCGUCCUCUGGAGUUGAUCCGCCGGAGCAUCCAAUCAAGUCCAUGCUUGUAGCUCGUCCAGCUCCCUGUUCCCCUCUCCUUCAGUCUACCCAUCCGUCUCCCCCUUCUCAUCCCUCUUCCACCUUCCCUUACACUUGCACUCCCCCUUCUCCUUCUCCUCCUUCGCCAUAUUGGAUCCCGCCACUGCCUGACCCUUUACCAUGGCACGACGAGUCCAUACCCAGGCGACACAGAAAAGCCAUUUACCAGAGAUUGCUCGAACACAAGUGGAUAUUGGAUCAAGAGCACGAAAGAAGAUUUAGGAUUGGUAUGAGCAAGUUGAUGGAUGAUAUUAUCGAAUGGCAAGAAACCAUGACUAUUCCCUUUGACCAAUGGAAAAAAGGUCACAAAUGGAAACCGGAAGCUGCACUUACGGAAAUCGAACAAACCACUGAAUUCUUUAAAGCAAUUAGAAAGAAAUCGCUCAACAUAUUCUUGUAUCUGGAUCCUGAACAGAUCAGUUACGUACCUUUUAGACAAAGGGUACACGAUUUAGUGAAAGACGAAGAGAACAGAAAGAAGAGAACGAAAGAGAGGAAAGAAGCUAGAAACCAAGCGAAAGCACAAGCACAAGUUGAAGCAGAGUCAAAAGCUCAAUCCACACUCCUCAACCAACUAUUAGGCAAUGAACAAACUCAAUGCAACGACAAAAGCAUCACGUCCGGGCAUUCUCUUGAUGGACAGAGCGAAGCGAACUUGAUAUCACAGGAGAACUUCGGGAAAGAACCAUCAAUUGCGAACCCGCAAUCACCACAGACACAGCCAGUUGAGAAUUCUUCUCGAAGACAUAGCUCACCCUCUACACAGCUCAAUCAUUCAGCUUUCGAGGAGGACCGACUGAUGUAUGAUCGAACAGCAGAACUAUCAAAUCUGAUAUCACGUCUAUUUGCCUUGCGCAGACGCAAACACGAGAUUUCGAACGAGCUAAAGAAUCGUGAAGAUAAUGGUCAAGCAGAAGAGAGGUAUCUGAAUAAUCCUAUAGACGCAGAAAGUAAUAUCAUACAUCCUGAUAGACCUGGUCAAGUUGUGUCGCCACUUCAGAACUCGAAGUCAGAGCUAAAGAAUGAUCAAAAAUUCAAGUCCGACUUGGAAGCCGAAGUUGCAAUGGAUACGGGACUGCAAGAGAACGUUGAUGUAUAUGAUUACAAGCAAUUGAACAACCAAGAUAGGCAAGAACGCGGUUCCUCAGUGUCAGAGAUCGAGUUGGAGCCACAUCAUGCUUCCAUAACUCCUUCUGCUUCAACUUCGCUGUCCACUGUUCAUCCGUCGCAGGACGAUUUGGACGUCAGAUAUGGCUCCCUAAAUCUAGAUGAGGAUACUGCACUUCCUCCGAACACAUGUUCGCCAGAUUCCUCCUGCUUAGAUGAAACGCCACCUUCUUCGGCGUAUUCAAGAAAACAAGCUAGCUUACUUGAUAUCUCGGAUAUCUCUCAGAGUAGCUCCUGUGGGAAAGGUCGCGAUGCAGAGACUUUGAUCGCUGGAGAGGAAGAAGCACAUGAAGAAGAAAGAGAUACGUUGUAUUCUGCUGUUUUGACAGGUCAAGCAACGCUCAUCUGA